AUGGUGAUGGAAUCUCUGAAGAAAGUCAUCAGAAAGCUAGCUCUCCUCGUGUACUUCAGAAUUGUCAUCACUGGCUCUGGUUGUCAUGGUUACCAGGUGUUUGAAUAUUCAUUCGAGACUCACACCUGUAAGGACACGCCACACGUCUUAAACCCUCUAAAUGCAGAGGUCAUUCUACUCUCCUAUCAUGGAGGAGACAUAAGAUGCCACCAGAUUGCAUUUUCUGCACUUUCUGACCCCGACCUUGUGACCUUUGAACUGAUGAUCAAUUCCCUGUAUCAUGAGGAUCCCGACUGUUCUACUUCCUUGAUGUACAAGGCACUGAGAGAUGCUGAACCAUUGACGUCUUAUAACUGUAGUAGACUUGCAGAAGAAAAAUAUUUCAUUCAAAUGAGGAGAAACUCAACCUUCUACGUUGAAGUACAAACUCAUAAGCCUAACACAGAACGGUCCCGAUUUAAACUUAAGCUGAUACCACGGGAUGCUGUUUUCAAAUCUGAGGACACGAUCGGAAUAAUAGCAGGAGGAACAAUAGGGAGCUUGCUACUCAUAAGUCUGAUCGGGUUCGGGGUUUGUAUUUUUAGGAAAAGACAAAACCAGCAUAAGACCACAAAGAAUGAGAAAAUAUCUAGUAAGGAAAAUGGAUUUACAUAG
Messenger RNA from Saccostrea cuccullata (small rock oyster), 654 nucleotides. RefSeq lists its product as uncharacterized. The record is from RefSeq and is a predicted model, not a curated record. Bases 1 to 654 code for a protein of 217 amino acids. The transcript has 5 exons. Lineage: Eukaryota; Metazoa; Mollusca; Bivalvia; Ostreida; Ostreidae.